GCCGCAGAGGGCGCUAAGUGGAGAGUGCCGAGGCCGAGAGCGUUAGUCAGGGCUGCGUGCGAUAGUGUUCGUUUAUUUUUGAGGGCCUCCUGGAUCGGAAAAUGGAGAAGCGGAGGCGGUUUCGCAUGCCAUCAUGUUGGGGGGCUCGUGUCUAGUGUUCCGACUGCCAUUGCACGUCCAUCGAGUUCUGUGACCACGUCGUGGGGGGUGGAGGUGCGCGCAACCGGCGGACGUACGCCCGCCUUCUGAAGAAAUGCUGUAAUGGCAAGAGAGGAGUCGCGCGGAAAGAGACCCUUCAAGCUAUGGGACGGGCGGCGUAGCGUGCGCAAGGGGCUGGUGGUGGGGAGUUUGGAAGAGCUGGUGCAGCGGGGCCGGGACAAGCUCGGCGUUUCCAUUAAUGAACCCGUGAGAUUGGUCUUGGAAAGCGACGGUACCCAGGUGGAAGAUUUUGAGUAUUUUCGAACUUUACCUGCAAACACCAUCCUCUUGUUGCUGCGACCUGGAGAACGCUGGCUACCCGCUGGAGUCGAUGUCAUAAGAGCAGUAGCAAUCUCGGCGAUACCGAAGAUCGUAUGCGAGACGAUCCAUGCUUUGGAGCUGCACGAUGAGACGCCCUCUUGGAAGAUCAUGGACAACAAGGGUCGAGUCACUGUUGUCUUACAUUGGGACCAGAGGUCUGGGCCGUCACGGGCUUCCUCCUCGGAGACCCCGUCGCCAGCCCCAGGCAAGUUCUCGCCGAGCAAGCGACCGUCUCUCGUAAUCCAGACAUCCCUUCCAGGCGGAGGUAAGAAGGAAACGCUGAUCAACGAUAUUUACGCACCGCCGCAGCCCCGAUACUCGAGUCCCCAAAUCACUGUGAUAAAUCACGACGACGUGAAGCCACCACACCGGCUGCUGAAGCAGGGUAGCUCUUUGGAGAGCGCCGGCAUCCAUAUACACACCCCGGAAUGCGCCCAUCACGCCCACAUGCCGCGCGCCGGCAGCCCGCAGAGCAACGGAGCCAUCGAGUGCGACUUCCAUUGUUGCGCCCUACACGAAGAGGGUCGCAAGAUCGCCGUCCACAAGAGCGUGGCCACCUCGCCCAUACAGGAUGCGAUGCAGCAGACGUCGCCGCAACCGCCCUCCUCACGCCACGUCCGAUUCCUGGACAUCGAGGGUGGAGCAGAGCGCGAGCACCGACACGAGCGGAACAACGAGCACGAGAGCUCCGAGAGCGAAACCGAGAACACGGUGAUGGAGGACGAGGCCAUCACCUCCGAGAAGUUCCUGCUGCUCAUCGACCAGCUCAGCGUCGACCAGAAGAACCACUUGAGCAUCAAGGACAUCGGUAUCAUCCUCGAACGGCUCAGCUCGAAGAUCCUGGACGUCGAGCGGCUGGACAGGGAGAGCGAGAGCGACGAUUGCUACAACUGGACGAUUAAGGCCACCAUCCGCGGCGACGUGCUGCGCGAACUCGGAGUCAUCUACAACGGAAACUACUACGCCAUCUCCGAGCACCCCGGAUACAAGGAGGAAAACGAAGACGGUGUCGACGAGGUCGAAGAAGAGGAAGAGGAGGAGGACCGGCUGUGAAAACAAUUCGAAACUGCCAAAACACAUACAUAACCGAGAAGUUCGUCUUAACAAAGAGAGAAAAAGAGAAGCAACAAAACUCUAUACAAAAAAAACAGUGUGCACAUAUCUCUAAGAAGAGUGAAGAAGAGCGCACCAUUAAAAAAAAAUCAUAAUAAAAA
Molecule: messenger RNA, 1733 nt
Organism: Nicrophorus vespilloides
Lineage: Eukaryota; Metazoa; Arthropoda; Insecta; Coleoptera; Silphidae
Gene: Drep2
Exons: 3
Coding region: 262-1572 (436 amino acids)
Biological process (GO): apoptotic process; regulation of apoptotic process
Source: RefSeq, a predicted model, not a curated record